AUGGCUGUAGUACCGACUCGUCAAUUGGGUAAGAAUGGACCUCAAGUAUCGGCUAUUGGUUUUGGAGCGAUGACUUUAUCGUUUCCACCCUUGUCCAGUGCAUCUGAUGACGAACGAUUUAAGAUCAUCGAUCGAGCAAUUGAACUUGGUUGUACCUAUAUCGAUAGCGCGGAUGUCUAUGGUGACAAUGAAGAAUUAUUCGCAAGAUAUUUCAAGAAAUACCCACAUCAACGAAAGAAAGUUUUCUUCGCAACGAAAUUUGCCAAUAUCUUCGCUAAUAAUCAGAUUUCUGUUCGUGGUGAUGCGCAAUAUGUUCGCGAGGCUAGUGCAAAAAGUUUCAAACGUUUGGAACUUGAUCAGAUCGAUCUUUAUUACGUCCAUCGGAUCGAUAAGAACAUUCCGAUCGAGGAAACAAUGAGUGUACUCAAAGAACUUGUUCAAGUAGGUAAAGUCAAGUAUCUCGGAUUGUCUGAAUGUUCCAGUGAUACACUUCGACGUGCUCAUGCUGUUCAUCCUAUUUCGGCGGUCCAAGUCGAAUAUUCGCCAUUUAGCCUGGAAAUUGAACAUGCAGAUAUUGGUCUUUUGAAGACGUGUCGCGAAUUAGGUGUAGCAAUUGUCUGCUAUUCACCAUUAGGCCGUGGAAUGCUCACCGGACAAAUUAAAAGUCCUAAUGAUCUCGACAAAGACGAUCGCCGAAGACAUUUCCCUCGAUUUUCUGAAGAAAAUUUUCCUAAGAAUAUUCAGCUAGUCAACAAAUUGGCAUCCAUUGCGCAGAAGAAAGGUUGCACUUCUGGUCAACUGACAUUGGCUUGGAUUCUUGCUCAAGGUAAUGAUUUUAUUCCCAUACCUGGUACAACGAAAAUAAAAAAUCUGGAAGAAAAUGCAGCAGCAGCACAAAUCAAAUUAAGUAAAGAAGACAUAGCAGAAAUUCGUCAAGCAUGUGAAUCAGCUGAUAUAGCUGGUAAUCGAUAUCCAGAAGCGUUUGCUGUUGCGCUCUAUGGUGAUUCAGCACCGAAAAAGAAAUAG
Molecule: messenger RNA, 1026 nt
Organism: Adineta ricciae
Lineage: Eukaryota; Metazoa; Rotifera; Eurotatoria; Adinetida; Adinetidae
Source: the annotation of a GenBank genome assembly